AUGAGCUCACAGCAAAGCCCAGCAACUAUGCAGACGAGUGUUGAUAGAGAAAAAGUUUACACCUGGAUAAUUGAACUGUCUAAUCCAGAGACUCGGCAAAAUGCCUUGCUUGAAUUGAGUAAGAAACGCGAAGUAGUACCGGAUUUAGCGCCCAUGCUCUGGCAUUCUUUCGGUACAGCAGCCUCUUUAUUGCAAGAAAUAAUAAACAUUUAUCCGGCAAUAAAUCCGGCAACGCUUACUGCUCAUCAGAGCAAUCGGGUUUGUAAUGCGUUGGCAUUGUUACAGUGUGUUGCCAGUCAUCCUGAAACACGUUCUGCAUUUUUACAAGCUCAUGUACCGCUAUUUUUAUACCCAUUCUUACACACAGUCAGCAAGACACGUCCGUUUGAGUAUUUACGACUGACCAGCUUGGGUGUAAUUGGAGCACUGGUUAAAACUGACGAGCAGGAAGUAAUUACAUUUCUUCUGACCACUGAAAUAAUUCCUCUCUGCUUGAGAAUAAUGGAAAGUGGAUCAGAGCUUAGCAAAACCGUAGCGACUUUUAUUUUACAAAAAAUUUUACUUGAUGACAGCGGCUUGUCGUACAUUUGUCAAACUUACGACAGAUUCAGCCACGUCGCUAUGAUUCUUGGAAAGAUGGUCCUAUCUUUGGCUAAAGAUCCUUCUGCGAGAUUACUUAAGCAUGUUGUUAGAUGUUAUUUAAGACUUUCUGAUAAUCCUAGAGCACUUUUAGCACUUCGUCAAUGUUUACCAGACCAAUUACGCGACAACACAUUCGCAACUUGCCUGCAAGAGGACAAAUCAACAAAACACUGGUUGAACCAACUGCUAAAAAAUUUAGAAACAGGACCAAUUACUCCACAAACUGGCCCGACUCAACCUGGACAGCCUGAUCCUAGGACAAUUGGUAUGUCGCCGCUUACGUCUUAG
Messenger RNA from Cotesia congregata, 930 nucleotides. The record is from the annotation of a GenBank genome assembly. NCBI's taxonomy places the organism in Eukaryota, Metazoa, Arthropoda, Insecta, Hymenoptera, Braconidae.